Messenger RNA from Candidozyma auris, 1716 nucleotides. RefSeq names its product 5-aminolevulinate synthase (gene HEM1). The coding region runs from base 1 to 1716 and encodes 571 amino acids. Gene Ontology annotation, biological process: heme biosynthetic process. The record is from RefSeq and is a predicted model, not a curated record. Gene Ontology annotation, molecular function: pyridoxal phosphate binding; 5-aminolevulinate synthase activity. The transcript has a single exon. Gene Ontology annotation, cellular component: mitochondrion. Lineage: Eukaryota; Fungi; Ascomycota; Pichiomycetes; Serinales; Metschnikowiaceae.
AUGGAGUCGCUCACUCGUGCUUCCAUGAAAAUGUGUCCCUUUGUGAAAUCAAGAUCCACCCAGGCUCUUCGCAAAAUGAGCGAGGCCCUGACCUUGAGUCAACAUGCCAAAGCUUGCCCUUUUAUGGGUGCCGCUAUGGCUGUUAGGGAGUACUCUCACUCUUCAAAGCCUGCUGCUGCCUCAAGUGCUCCUGCUGGGACUCCUCCAACCCGGAUUCCCGCUGGAUACUCCUUUUCUGGUAGUGACUUGGUUGCUAACACCAUGGAACUUGUGGACAAGGCAACGAAGGAACAGGCUUUCGACUACGAUGGGUUCCUUAGCAGCGAGAUUGAAAAGAAGAGGAAUGAUAAAUCGUAUCGUUACUUCAACAACAUCAACCGUUUGGCUGAGGAGUUCCCUAGAGCUCACUUGUCUUCUGAAGGUGAAAAGGUCACUGUUUGGUGUGCCAAUGACUACUUGGGCAUGGGGACCCAUGAGAAGACCAUCCAGGCCAUGAAGAACACUUUGGAUAGGUACGGCGCCGGUGCGGGCGGUACAAGAAACAUUGCGGGCCAUAACCGACAUGCCAUUGCUUUGGAGGCUGAACUUUCUCAUUUGCAUAAGCACGAGGCUGCGUUGGUGUUUAGCUCUUGUUUUGUUGCUAAUGAUGCGGUGCUCUCCCUCUUGGGUCAAAAAAUGAAAGAUUUGGUUAUCUUUUCUGAUGAGUUGAAUCAUGCUUCCAUGAUUCAAGGUAUACGUAAUUCAAGAGCGAGAAAGGAAGUGUUCAGGCACAACAAUUUGGCAGAUUUGGAGGAUCGUUUGUCCAAAUACCCUAGAAACACCCCAAAGUUGAUUGCUUUUGAAUCUGUCUACUCGAUGUGCGGUUCUAUCGCCCCGAUCGAGAAAAUCUGCGAUUUGGCAGACAAGUACGGUGCCAUGACCUUCUUGGAUGAAGUGCAUGCAGUUGGUAUGUAUGGCCCUCACGGUGCGGGUGUUGCCGAACACUUGAACUUCGAGGAACACUUGAAAGCUGGAUUGGAUAAGAUCCGUCCAGACUCAGUCAUGAACAGAAUUGACAUGGUGACUGGUACCUUGGGCAAGGCCUACGGUGUUGUUGGUGGAUACGUCACUGGAAAGCAGACUUUGAUCGAUUGGAUUCGUUCGUUUGCUCCGGGAUUCAUUUUCACCACCUCUUUGCCUCCUGCGGUGAUGUCUGGUGCUACUGCUUCAAUCAGGCACCAGAGAUCUACAUUGAUGGACAGAAUUGCUCAGCAAAAGAACAUUAGGUAUGUGAAGAACAACUUUGGAAACAUCGGCAUCCCAGUGAUUCCCAACCCGUCUCACAUUGUGCCUGUUUUGGUUGGUAACGCCGCAGAUGCUAAGAAGGCUUCUGACUUGUUGUUGAACAAACACAACAUCUACGUCCAAGCCAUCAAUUUCCCUACUGUUCCUAUCGGACAAGAGAGGUUGAGAAUCACUCCCACUCCUGGACACGGUCCUGAAAUUGCUGAUGAAUUGAUUGGUGCUGUUGACUCGGUGUUUGGGGAGUUGAAUUUGAAAAGAACCAAUGAUUGGGAAAGCGUUGGCGGUCUUUGCGGUGUCGGUGAACUUGAUGCGCCUGCUGUGGAGCAUAUCUGGACUGACGAGCAAUUGUCCUUGCGUGACAGCGACUUGAAUCCCAACGUCUUCGAUCCACAGAUCGCUCCUAACGCUGUGAGUUCAGGUGUUCCCUUGUAA